UUUUGAGUUGUGCUUCGCGACGGUUGUUGAUCUAUCUCAAGUGCUCCCACGAAUACGAAAUAUGCACACGAAUCUGCCCAAUUGAGCAUCAAGCGAAUAAAACUAGUGCCAAACGAAGCGAUAAUUGUGAUCAAUAAAAACAACGAAAUACAAACGAACAGCAAUCUAAUAUACUAAGUUAAGCCACUAAAUAAGUAAGGCAAGAGCAAGAGUGCAAGGUGCAACACAAUAUUCAUUCCACAUAGUCAGUGAUUACCUCAUCUGUGUGUAAAUCAAGCCAACAGAAUGGUAUCAAAAAGUAAUAAAAAGAAACAAGUGUCGCAGUCGUCGUCGCAGUCGACGUCGCAGCCGCCAGCCACAUCAAGCACAACCACAUCGGCCUCGGCYUCGGCGACCAAAUUAACCAAAAAACUGGGACCGAAUGCGACGGCAACGCUAACGACCAACACCAGCUCGUCGUCAAUGGAGCAUGAAUCUGUCUCGUAUGGGGCGACGCCGCCUGACGCCACCGGCCGCAGCUCCGGCAGCAACACCUUGCUGAAGGAAGGUGAAAGUCUGCUGGCAGCUGGUGGCUCCAGCUACAGUUCCAGCUCGUACACAGCGAAGAAAACUCAAUUGCAAUCUCAGUCACAGACACAGCAAUCGGAGCUGUUUAGCAGCAGCAGCAGUUCCAAAAUCUUUAAGGACUUCUCGGACGAAAAGAUCAUUGCGUCAAUUGAUCUGCUGGAGAGCGAAAAGAAGGAACCGGUAUUCUCGGUACCUAUUGAGGUGGUGGAAAUCACAGCUCCUGCUGGCCUCAUUAGCUCUGCCAGCAGUGGCAGCAUAUCCAAAAUGUAUGCGUCCACAUCAAAGGUGUCCAGUAGCCGACAGCAGGCGAGCAGCUCCAGUUACUUUGAGUCUUCCACAACCAGUUCCAGCCAGCAGCAGCAGCAGCAGCAGCAGCAGCAACGGAUCGAUGCUAGUGAAACGCUCAUUGCAAGCGAGAGAGCGGCUACCGGUAUGACAUCAUCCACAUUGUCGAACAGCAAAUUCGUUGAUGUGGCCGAACAGGUUGUCAGCGAUAGCAGCAACACGAACACGAUCACCAAUACAAACAUCAACAUCAACACCAACGCCAACGCCAACACCAACACUAACACCAGCACCAGCACCAGCACCACUACGAACAUCAACACCAACACUAGCGAAUCUCAGAGCGUGCCAAAGUCGGUGCUUGGAACAGCUGCUGUGGGUGUCUCUGCUGAUUCGUCAUCAACAACAACAACAACAACAACGGCGAAAUCGAUGACGUCGCAACGUAAACCGGUUCCGACCACAACAAACAUUGCGACGUCAUCGACGUUGAAUGAGCUGGCUAGCAGCAGCAGUAGCACCAAGAACAGCAACAACAACACCUCCUCAAUAUCAACAACAGCUGUUAACUUUGAUGUGGAGAAGGCAACGUCAUCGCAGACCAAACUGAGCAGCAGUAAGGAGGUCAAUAGACGUGAAAGCACAACAAAUCAGAGCAGCACAAAACAAUCAACGGCCUCGUCCAAGAAAGAAGUGUACGAUGUGAAGACAAAGACCUGGACAGAGUACAGCGAGGGCAGCCCACCACAUGGCAGCAACAAGAAGGUGCCCACGUUUGAGCGAUACGUGAGCAAAGACACCGAUGGCACCACCAAAAUCACAUAUAAGAAGAAGAUAUACGACAGGCGCAACAAUCGGUGGCGCGUGGUGGACGAGCGCACAGUGGAUAGCAGCAAUGAUGUCGGCUACCCAGAAAUAGUUGAUGAUGUCAUCAAUACAACGACCACAACAUACACCACCAAGGUGUACGACACCAAGCUGGGCAAGUGGACAGUCGUGGACGAGAAAUCGUAUACGGACUCGAAAGCUUUUGUGCCGAAUGACAUAGCUCGUGAAAUCGAAAAAGAUAACACCGAUGUUGCAAACAUAACGACAACAACAGAGGUGACAAAGAUAUUCGAUGCUAGCAUUAACGACUGGCGCGUCCUCGAUGAGAAGGUGCACACGGAUGUCAUCGAGAAAAUUGUGGAGGCUCCCAAGAAAACAAUCUAUGUGGAUGAGUUUGUGGAAAUUGAGAAGAAUACAUCCAUAUCGGAGAACAAUGAAAAUAUCACAUUGAAUCUGAACGAGACAUCGAAACACAAAAAUAUUACGGAGAAUAUUUAUGAUGAAAUCGAUUAUGUGCGCACCGACAAGAAACGCCUAAACGAUUCAAGAACUCGUGGAGUCGACAAGGACAGAACAACAACACACAGUGAGAAAUGUAUCUGUGAAAUAUGCACUUGCGGCCGUCAUCAUUGCUCUACCAGCACCACAAAGUCCACAGAAAUUGUUGAAAUAGAUGAUAAUGUUGACGAAACUUAUACAAGGAUACGUACUAACACUUGGUCCAAGAAAGAUGAUAACAUUCCUAAGAAACCUGAAGACAUAUUUGUAGAUUAUAUUGUGAUAAAGAAACCCGAAGACAAUCUUAAGACCGAGGGAGAGUUUAUAGUUCCAGAAAAAGAGCCUUACAAGCCAGGCGAAAGACGUGAAAAAAUUAUACAUACUGAUAAUCUGCGUAUGGACGGAGAAAUGACAUUUGUCGAAAAAGAGGAAUAUCAAUAUGUCGUUCGCCCUGGAUACGUUAAGCCUGCAGAUAAUCUGAAGCCUGAAGGAGAAUUCUUCAGUCCUCAGAAACCUAAAUAUCAGCCUGGCGAUCGCCCAACUCAAGUACGACACGCAGAUAAUUUAAAGCCGGAAGGCGACUUUUAUGCCCCAGAAAAAAUUGAAUUUCGCCCAGCUGAGCGUCCAUCGCAAGUCAGGCCGGAAGAUAACUUGAGACCUGAAGGCGAAUUUUAUACUCCAGAUAAGCCUGGUUACAAGCCCGCGGAGCGUCCUACUCAAAAGAAACCUGUUGACAAUCUCAAGCCCGAAGGUGAAUUUGUCGCACCCGAAAAACCAGCGUACCGACCAGCAGAUAAAACAGAACGAAUCAUCAGGCACGAUAAUCUGCGAACUGAAGGUGAAAUGACUUUUGUGGAAAAGAAGCAAUAUCAAUAUGUGGUCCGCCCUGAGCAGGUGAAGCCAACGGAUAAUCUAAAGCCCGAAGGCGAAUUUUAUAGUCCUGAAAAGCCAAAGUAUCGUCCAGGUGAACGUCCAUCUCAAGUGCGACCGGAGGAUAACUUGAAACCUGAGGGCCAGUUCUACACUCCAGAUAAACCAGGAUAUAGACCUGCCGAUCGUCCGGUACAAAAGAUUCCACAAGACAAUUUGCGGCCAGAAGGUGAUUUUUACACUCCUGAAAGGCCAAAAUAUCAGCCAGGUGAACGGCCUUCUCAAGUACGACCAGGAGAUAAUUUAAAGCCAGAGGGGGAUUUCUAUACUCCAGAUAAACCCGGAUACAGACCGGCUGAGCGUCCAGAACAAGUAAAACCAACAGAUAAUCUUAAGCCUGAAGGCGAGUUCUAUAGUCCUGAAAAGCCGAAGUACCGUCCUGGUGAGCGUCCAUCUCAAGUCAGGCCAGAGGACAACUUGAAGCCAGAGGGUGAUUUCUACACUCCAGAAAAGCCUGGAUAUAGACCAGCAGAGCGUCCAGUCCAAAAGAAACCAGUGGAUAAUCUGAAGCCCGAAGGCGAAUUCGUCGCACCUGAGAAACAAAUUUAUCGGCCAGCAGAGAAGACCGAAAGAGUCGUAAGAAAGGAUAAUUUGCAUUCCGAAGGAGAGAUGACAUUUGUGGAAAGAGAGGAAUAUAAAUAUGUUGUUCGUCCUGAACAGGUGAAGCCAACGGAUAAUCUCAAGCCUGAAGGAGAUUUCUAUAGCCCUGAAAAGCCCAAGUAUCGCCCAGCAGAGCGGCCAUCUCAAGUUCGACCAGAGGAUAACUUAAAACCAGAAGGUGAUUUCUAUACUCCAGAAAAAUCGAAGUUUAUGCCCGUUGAGAGACCUAAACAGAAGAAACCACAGGAUAAUCUGAAGCCUCUUGAUGAAGGCGAGUUCUACAGCCCAGAGAAGCCGAAGUACCGUCCUGGUGAGCGUCCAUCUCAAGUCAGACCAGAGGACAACUUGAAGCCAGAGGGUGAUUUCUAUACUCCAGAUAAACCCGGAUACAGACCUGCUGAACGUCCAGAACAAGUAAAGCCAACAGAUAAUCUUAAGCCAGAAGGCGAGUUCUACAGCCCAGAGAAGCCGAAGUACCGUCCUGGUGAGCGACCAUCUCAAGUCAGACCAGAGGACAACUUGAAGCCAGAGGGUGAUUUCUACACUCCAGAUAAGCCUGGAUAUAGACCAGCAGAGCGUCCAGUCCAAAAGAAACCAGUGGAUAAUCUGAAGCCCGAAGGCGAAUUCGUCGCACCUGAGAAACAAAUUUAUCGGCCAGCAGAGAAGACCGAAAGAGUCGUAAGAAAGGAUAAUUUGCAUUCCGAAGGAGAGAUGACAUUUGUGGAAAGAGAGGAAUAUAAAUAUGUUGUUCGUCCUGAACAGGUGAAGCCAACGGAUAAUCUCAAGCCUGAAGGAGAUUUCUAUAGCCCUGAAAAGCCCAAGUAUCGCCCAGCAGAGCGGCCAUCUCAAGUUCGACCAGAGGAUAACUUAAAACCAGAAGGUGAUUUCUAUACUCCAGAAAAAUCGAAGUUUAUGCCCGUUGAGAGACCUAAACAGAAGAAACCACAGGAUAAUCUGAAGCCUCUUGAUGGUAUUAUGUAUACACCAGAAAAAAUUAAAUAUCAGCCUGCUGAUCGACCUGAGCCUAAGAAAUAUGUUGAUAACUUAAAGCCUGAAGGUCAAAUGUAUAUUCCAGAAAAAGACACAUUUAAGCCAGCUGAAAAAGUGAAGACAAUUAUAAGAAAAGACAACCUAAAAACCGAGGGUUCUAUGAUAUUUACUAAAAAAGAGGAGUAUCAUCACGUCAGAAGACCCGAACAGGUGAAACCAACGGAUAACUUAAAACCGGAAGGAGAAUUCUAUACCCCGGAAAAAUCAACAUUCAAGCCAGCAGAACGACCAGUCCAAAAGAAACCCAAGGAUAACUUAAAAACAGAAGGUGAAUUCUAUAAGCGAACAGAUAGAACUGAAACUGACAGCACAACGGUGCUAGAGAGUGUUAAAAGAGAACCUGCCAAGCGACCGGUGGAUAAUCUGAAGCUAGAAGGACCUAUGACUGUGACUAGAAAAGAUGAUUUUAAAACCACAACCAAUAAAACAAAUGUUGACCGAGUGCAGCGUACACAGAAAUACAGGCACAAUAGCUCGACCAUCACCUUAGGUAAUGAUACUUCCAUUCUGAAGACAACCAACCAGAUGAACUAUGUGUCCGGCAAGGAUGCAGUGAAGCAAGUGGAUGUCAACAGUCAAAAGCCAGUCGAUGGUCUAAUUAUUGUUUCUACGAAGAAGGUCACAACGGUUAUCGGGGGCCGUGGGAAAAAGGAGCCGGAAACUGAGUAUGUGAAGCGGCCAGCUAAGAUAAAUGUUAUUGAGAAUGUGUCCAAAAACACGACUACUACAAAUAUUGAGAACACACAGAACGUACACAAGGAAACAACAUCGAUGCAACGAAAUCUCAAUGUAUUAGAAAAAACAGCUGUAAAAACUGAGCAAAUACGUGGAACAACGGAUGAUACAAGAGCUCUUCAAACAUCAACAACGACAAGGCGAACUAACCAGGAUGACCGAGAUGUGACUCAAACGGGAGGCUUAACGUCCAAAACAGUCUCAGAUAGGACAGUUACUAACAAUGUCACCGAAACUGGAGGCUCAACAUCUCGUAUAGUCACAGGCAGGACAGUGACCAACAAUGUGACAGAGACGGGAGGCUCCACAACCCGUAUAGUUUCCGGCAAAGUUGUAACUGGAGAUACCACAUCUACCGCAGCUACUGGCCGUACAACUAUUAACAAUGUGGCUGACACAGAAGGCUCGACAACUCGUAUAGUCUCCGGUAAAGAAGUGACCAGGAACGUGGGAGAUGCUGGAAGCUCCCACAUCGUCUCGAGCAGCACAACUAGUAAGAAUGUAAACGAGACUAGAGGUUCAACCACUCGCAUUGUCUCUGGUAAAUUAGUGACAACGAAUGUUGCUGAAACGCGCAGCACUCGUAAUGUAACUGAGACUGGAGGCACAACAACCCGUAUAAUAGGCGGCAAACUAGUCACAACGAAGGUCAACGAAUCAGUAGGUUCCAAUUCUCGCACAAUCUCGGGAAGUCCAGCCUCAAAUAAUAUCAAUGGAGGAUCUACAUCUCGUAUGGUUGACAACAGUUCGGUGACUAACAAUGUGAGUGGCAGUUCGUCGAAGCACUUCCAUCACAGGAAGAGUGAGUUCUCUUCGGAAGCGGAUGUUUCCAACUCAAUCUUCCAUCGAAAGAACGUGUCAACCGAGUCAAAUCCACUCAGCAGCAGUCUGACCUCCAAUGGCAAAAUGCAGCGCAAGAGUAUUCUGAAUCUACACGAGCAAUCGCCGAGCUGCAGCGCCCAUUCACCUGAUCGCCAGAGCUACAGUAGCAUCCACCGCCAGAACAGGGAAUCGGAUUUGAGUACUAGCUACUCCACGGAUCGUCGCAGUUGCAGCGUGCACAAGGAAAACAAGGAGCAUCAUGUGAAAACAUCUACGUCUUCCUCGUCCAUGUCACGUAUUAUAUCUGGCGGCGAUACAAAUCGAUCGAACCUGGAGAGAUCGACACUCACACGAACAAAUGCAUCGAGCGGAGUUGAUUUUCCAUCGCAAUCGCAGUCGCAGACUCAUGUUACGCGUCAUCGCAACGGUGCUAACCAACAUUUGUCCAGUGGCAUCGACUUCGCCUCCUCCUCCUCCUCUUCAGCCUACAAUGUCCAUGGCCAGAGCGAACGUAUUGUGACCACAAGACGCAGUAAUCAGUCAUCGAUUAGUCUAGGCAGCGACAAGUUCACUGGCUCGAGUCUCUAUAAGAGCGAAUAUAUAACUGCCCCAGCAACAGCCUGUGCUGUUCAUAAGAUUAAACAAGGUGCAUUCCAGCCUACCAGAAGUACGCACGAUCAUAAAUUUUACAAAACCUCCAACUAACUGAUAAUUAACACACAAAUUUAUGCUCGUACGUUUCUUGUCUUGUCAAGUCUUGUCUUCAUAUCAUAUCACAUAGUGCCUAAGAUUCCAUGACAAUAUUUUUUUAUACAAUAUAUCUACUUACCUGAAGAA
Molecule: messenger RNA, 7152 nt
Organism: Drosophila arizonae
Lineage: Eukaryota; Metazoa; Arthropoda; Insecta; Diptera; Drosophilidae
Gene: Sdb
Product: SAXO downstream of blistered
Cellular component (GO): ciliary basal body; cytoskeleton; sperm flagellum
Molecular function (GO): microtubule binding
Source: RefSeq, a predicted model, not a curated record